Bactrocera dorsalis (oriental fruit fly) is the source of this 3111-nucleotide messenger RNA. RefSeq lists its product as uncharacterized. Gene Ontology annotation, cellular component: transcription regulator complex; nucleus. The coding region runs from base 10 to 771 and encodes 253 amino acids. Gene Ontology annotation, biological process: regulation of transcription by RNA polymerase II. Gene Ontology annotation, molecular function: DNA binding. The record is from RefSeq and is a predicted model, not a curated record. NCBI's taxonomy places the organism in Eukaryota, Metazoa, Arthropoda, Insecta, Diptera, Tephritidae. The transcript is spliced from 3 exons.
ACAGUAAGAAUGGACAAAUUAAAUAUUGAAAUGUUUAUUUCUGAGGUGCAAAGCUACCCGGUUUUGUGGCAGGAUAGCCACAAAGACUUUAAAAAUAAAAAUAUUACGGACCCCAUAUGGAAAAAACUGGGAGAAUUGUGUGGUUGUUCUGGUGAGUUGGAAUUUAAUGUCCAAACUCCCACAAGAGAAGCAGCAAAAGGAAAGUGGAAGAAUUUAAGAGACACAUACAGGAGAAAUCUGCAAAAGAGUCAACCAGCAAAAUCGGGCUCCGAAGCUCUUCCAGUUAAAGUUAAGUGGCCAUAUUAUGAUUUGAUGAGCUUCAUUAAAAAAAGCGUUGUUCCGGAUCCUAUGGAUGGGAAUCUUUUGGAACCAGAGCAAUAUCAAUGUUGCAAUCCUAAUUAUUCGACUUUGAUUAACGAUCUACUAAGUGAAGAAGACUCUGUUUUAAAAACUGUUGAUAUGCCUGAAACCAGCACUUCUGUCUCCACCAGUUGCUCUACAAAUGUGCCACCAAAAACAAAGAAAAGAAAGGGAAGAACAAGCGAGUUUGAAUCUGAAUUUCUCCAAAUUGAAAAGGAGCGAAUGGAAAUUUUAAAAGCUGAGGUAGAAAAGAAGGAAGAAGAUGAUGAUGACCUUCAGUUUUUUAAAAGUUUCUUGCCAUUUAUGCGGCAGUUUAACAAUAUUGAAAAAUUAGAAGUCAGAGGAGAAAUACAAAAUGUAAUUUUAAACAAAUACCGGACAUCGUUUGCCAAUAAUCAGAACAAACAGUAAAGUAUAUAUGUAAUAUUAUGUUUAACUUAUAUAAAUGAAUAAAAUGAAAUUUAUGUUUAACUUACCUCAAGGUCAAAACGAGCCUCUGCUCUGCACGAAUUGCUUUCCUUUGUUUUGUUAAUUUAGGACGAACUUUUUCAAGCAAUAUAUGAAAAGAUUGUAUAGACAUACGUAGAUAUUGAAAGAAUCUAUCUGGAAAUUUACGUAGAAUUUGAUAUAAAUGAUUAAAUUCACCGAACCUCCAUCUUGUUUGGUUUAUAGGAUGAACACCAUACUUUCUUUUUUUUAUACGUAGCAAGAUUCUAGCCUUCGGCCUUAGGCCGCGGCCACGCAGUAAACGACUGAGCGAUGAGCGGCUGAGCGAUGAGCUGCUGAACGACGAUUUUGAGCGACGUGUGGCUUUUUACUGAGCGACUGUUGUUGAGCGAUUAGUUGCUAAAAUGCCGUUGUCAAGGGCUGUACAACGUAUAUUACUGCUUGAAAAUAGAUAUCAUAUUUAUAGAAUCUUGCUACGUAUAAAAAAAGAAAGUAUGGUGUUGAUCCUAUAAACCAAACAAGAUGGAGGUUCGGUGAAUUUAAUCAUUUAUAUCAAAAUCUACGUAAAUUUCCAGAUAGAUUCUUUCAAUAUGUACGAUGUCCGGUAUUUGUUUAAAAUUACAUUUUGUAUUUCUCCUCUGACUUGUAAUUUUUCAAUAUUGUUAAACUGCCGCAUAAAUGGUAAGAAACUUUUAAAAAACUGAAGAUCAUCAUCAUCUUCUUCCUUCUUUUCUAUCUCAGCUUUUAAAAUUUUCAUUCGCUCCUUUUCAAUUUGAUUCAGAUUCAAACUCGCUUGUUUUUCCCUUUCUUUUCUUUGUUUUUGGUGGCACAUUUGUAGAGCAACUGGUGGAAACAGAAGUGCUGGUUUCAGGCAUAUCAACUGUUUUAAAAACAGAGUCUUCUUCACUUAGUAGAUCGUUAAUCAAAGUCGAAUAAUUAGGAUUGCAACAUUGAUAUUGCUCUGGUUCCAAAAGAUUCCCAUCCAUAGGAUCCGGAACAACGUUUUUUUUAAUGAAGCUCAUCAAAUCAUUUUAUCAUGCUAAUAUGUUAACAAUCAAUUUUUUUUAUGAAUAAAAAAAACACUCACCAGAACAACCACAUAUUUCUCCCAGUUUUUUUCAUAUGUUUUCAGUGAUAUUUUUAUUUCGAAGUCUUUGUGGCUAUCCUGCCACAAAACCGGGUAGCUUUGCACCUCAGAAAUAAGCAUUUCAAUGUUAGAUUUUUCCAUUCUUUCUGUUCGUCGCUCAGCAUUCAACUGAAAAUUAGAACAUGUUUUAAUUGUUAAGCGACGUCGCUCAGUCGCAGAGAAAUCGCUCAGUCGCUCAGUCGCUCAUCGCUUACUGCGUGGCCACUUCAAUGGCAUUCCAUAUGUUUUAAUUUCGUCGCUCAUCGCUCAGUGCGUGGCCGUGCACUAACGCCGACAUUGAGAGACUACACAACACAAUCAAUGAGCACAUACGCUUGUUAAGGCACGAUAAAGAAAACAAAGACGAAAGUAUAGAAGAUAAAAUGAUAAGAAUAAUAGGUUUUUAUAAUAAUACAAUACAUAGCACGACCGGCAUCAAACCGAUUGAUUUUGUAAAUGGCAAAGUACAUGAAGAUAGAUACAAAGAAAUUCAUGAUCUUAUAAAUUCAAAGAAAGAAAAGUACAUUCAGAAGUUAAAUGAAAACCGGAAGGAUAUAGAAUUAGAAGGCGGACCAAAUUACAUUAGAGAGAUAAGAGGGGGUAAAAAUCACAGAAAAUACAGGAAAAUUAAUACUUAAAAAAUAGAUGAUGACCACUUACAGAUAACAGAAACUGGACAUAAACAUUAUAAAGCUCACGUUAGACCUAAGAAGAAAUACCAAGACAAGAGUAACCCCAAAAUCAAAGCUACAAUUAAAUAAAAGUAAUUUUUUUUAGAUGAUUUUAUAAAAAUUAACGAUGAUUGUUUAAACAAAAUACUAAACUUUGAAGAAGCUAGUUGCAAAAUGCAAACAUUAAAUACACAAGAGAUAAGCGAAAUAAUUCCUGGAGUACUAAUUCUUAAACAUUUUAACAGCACAAUAUCCCAUAACUGCAACAAAGCUAAAUUAAACAUUUCAGGAAAUUACUUAAUCAAAUUUGAAAAUUGUGAAAUAAACGCGUUAAACAAGACUUUUACAAAUGUCAAAAUAAAAAUACAAGACAAGUUUAUUCUACCUAAUAUCAUUACAAAAAUUAAAGACAAUAGUAAUACAACACUAGCAGACAUAAAAAUUGAAUCUUUAUAUCUGAAGCAAAUAGAAUACGAAGAAACACUGAAAAAUAUACUAUAUACAGAU